CGAAAUGAAUCUCCUCGAACCCGAGAGUUUUAGGUGCUCUCGGAGGCUGCCGAAAUAUUUGCUUUUCUCGUCAAUUUUCUUUAAGGUGUGCAGUAUGAGCACCAUGAUGAGGACAGUCCAGUUUGAAGCAGGUGGACCCGAGAAGAUGUCAGUGGGAGAGGUUCCCGUGCCAGAACUUAAACGCCAAGAAGUGCUCAUUAAAGUUAUAACUACUGCCAUAAACAGAGCUGACACUCUGCAGCGUAAAGGGCAGUACCCCCCUCCCCCAGGGGCCUCCCCCAUCCUUGGCCUGGAAGCAGCAGGGUUGAUAGACCGUGUUGGCCCAGGGUGCAGUGACAAGUGGAAGGUGGGGGACAGAGUCAUGGCUUUGUUAAAUGGUGGAGGCAAUGCAGAAUAUGCUGCUGUGCAUGAAGACCAUGUGAUGCCAGUACCAAAAGGAAUGUCCAUGAAAUCAGCUGCUGCUAUACCAGAAGUAUGGCUGACUGCAUUUCAGUUACUGUACUUUAUUGGUGGUGUCAAAUCAGGAGAGACAGUGCUUGUACACGCCGGAGGAAGUGGUGUCGGCACAGCAGCAGUGCAGUUAAUAAAACUGGCAGGUGGCAGGUCUUUGGUGACAGCUGGUUCUGAGGAGAAGAUAAAGAGGGCGCUAGAGCUUGGAGCCGAGGCUGGCUUCAACUACAAAACAGAGGACUUUGCCGAGCAUGUAUUGAAGCACACAGACAAUAAAGGCGUCAAUUUGAUCUUAGAUUGUAUAGGGGCCUCUUUCUGGGAAAGGAAUGUUGCUGCACUGGCUGUAGACGGAAGAUGGGUUCUUUAUGGUUUGUUAGGAGGUGGUAAUAUAAAUGGAGACCUGUUGGCUAAAAUUUUGAGGAAAAGGAUCAAUAUUACUGGAACAACACUGAGGGCCAGAUCAACAGAGUAUAAAGCUGAGCUUAUCCGCGAUUUCACAGAGAAGGCCCUCCCAGCAUUCCAGAGCGGGCAGUUACAUCCUAUAAUAGACACUGAGUUUCCACUGGAGCGGAUAGCAGAUGCACACAGAUACAUGGAAGAGAAUAAGAACACUGGGAAAAUACUGGUUACUGUUAGCACUGAGGGAAAAGGGGAACUUUGAAGUGGAGAUCAGUUCAGUCAGGUUGAACAGAAAGUCCAUGCCGUUAUUAAACCCAGUGAUGCGAGGUAAUCAGUGAAGUAUCUGUUGCUCUGUGUAACAGCGACAUUGAGUAAUAGAGAAAAACAUUUUAAAUUAGGUAUGGCAUUAUGUGCCUGGAAUAAAGGUUAGACAAAUAUGAAAAAUUCUGUAUAUUUUUCAUAAGAAUCAAAACAUUCCAUCUCUAUUUUUAGGUAUAUGAAUAAUUUUACGAGACCAUACCCCAUAAGUAGUAGUAAAUGUAGCAGUCUUACCUAAUAGUGCUAUGUACAUAUUAUUUGAUCAUUGGCACAUAGGUCAUCUACGGGUCGAUAAGUACUGUAUCAGAAUUAUUAUAUUAAUUAACUUACGGUUAUCAUAUGUGAAAAAGAAGUGCUAUGCCUUUAUAUAUAGGAGUCAAGUGUGCAUUGCACAAAACACCGAAACAAGGGUCAUAAU
This is a messenger RNA of Lingula anatina, 1585 nucleotides long. Its product is annotated as quinone oxidoreductase PIG3-like. The record is from RefSeq and is a predicted model, not a curated record. Lineage: Eukaryota; Metazoa; Brachiopoda; Lingulata; Lingulida; Lingulidae. Gene Ontology annotation, molecular function: NADPH binding; quinone reductase (NADPH) activity; quinone binding.